AUGUCAGAUUCGGAGAGUGGAGUAGCUUCUGAAGUUGAGCACGAGAAACGGUCAAGAACAACUAGUAAUAGACCCAACUAUGCAAUUGACAUUGAAGAUUUAGAUAUUGAUGAAAAUAAUGAGAAUGAAGACGAUGACUACAGGGAAGAAGAAAUAAACGAGGGCGGAAAUGAAGAAGAUAUCAGUGAGGAGGAGGAACAGGUAAAUAGAAGUGGAAGAAAUAAAAGGAGGCGUAUAGAUGAAGAAGGGGAUUCAUCAGAUGAUAAAGAUGCUACCAGGCCUGGAAGUCGUCCCAGAUCAAAAAAAGCUGUUUUCCCCGGAAUAGAUGAUGCUGAUGAAAGCGUAAAUUCUCUAACAGUGGUCAAUGAAGAAUAUGUUUUACCAGAUGAUCCCGAAGGUGAAACUAAGAUAACUGCGGAUGGAGAUCUGUUGGGAGGUAGAGAAUUUUUAGUGCGUACUUUCACAUUAACCGAAAAGGGGAACCGAAAGUUCAUGUUAGCCACUGAGCCAGCUCGGAUAGUGGGCUUUAGAGAUUCAUACUUAUUUUUUCAAACUCACCCUAAUCUUUACAAGUUCAUUUUGAAUCAAACUCAAAAGAACGACUUAAUAGACCGUGGUGUUUUACCUUAUUCAUAUAGAAAUAGACAAAUUGCUCUUGUCACUGCUAGGGGUGUGUUUAAAGAAUUUGGUGCCAAAAUUAUACGUGGAGGCAAAUAUAUAACUGAUGAUUAUUACGCUUCUGAAUUAAGGACAAAAGGAAACGUAAUUGAGGGUAAACUUGCUGGCGAUCCUAUCGAUAAAUCUGCAAGGGCCUUGGAAAACAUAAUGUAUCCCGUUCCAGAAAAUGGCAUAAACCCUGCAAAGAACCAAGUAGAAUUUUUUGAGCACAGACCUCAUGGUCAUAUGAGUAAUUCUAAUAUUAUUGCAUCAGGUAGUAAGUUGAGUUCGACAAAUUGGUUGUAUCAACAUUCUGCUGCUUGCAGUAGGUUUAAUAGUGAUCUCUUUUAUGAUAGAGUAAAGGUUCUGCUUGUAGACCAACAAGGCUUAAGAGAUGCGUACACGAAUACAUUGCACAUACCAGAAUCUACACAACCAACCACUGUUUUAGGGUGGAAGAGAUCGAAGAACCACAGUCCUAGUGACACGAGUAUUACGUAUGAAACUGUUAUACACGACAAUGAUCUAAAUAAACCGAAAACGGGACUGUCGGAGAUUUCUAAAGAGAUCUAUGAAGAUGUUGUUGACGAAAAUGUUUUAAAAGCUAUCGCUGAUCAAAAAGAAUUUGAAAAGUGCAGCGAAUAA
This is a messenger RNA of Saccharomyces mikatae IFO 1815, 1302 nucleotides long. It is a transcript of the gene NPL6, whose product is annotated as Npl6p. The record is from RefSeq and is a predicted model, not a curated record. Gene Ontology annotation, molecular function: chromatin DNA binding. Gene Ontology annotation, cellular component: nucleus. The transcript has a single exon. NCBI's taxonomy places the organism in Eukaryota, Fungi, Ascomycota, Saccharomycetes, Saccharomycetales, Saccharomycetaceae. Bases 1 to 1302 code for a protein of 433 amino acids.